GCUGAGCAGCACAGGACCACACACAGUCUCACUGAGCCAGUAGACAUGGAGGAUGGGAAGCCUGAUAUGCUGCUGGUCAAAGUGGAGACAAUAGAAGACGGACCAGAGAGCAUUGAUCUGCUGAGUGGACUAAAGAUGGGGGAGCAAGGUGGUUGGCUGGAGGAUGACAGAGGAGACUGGGCGGCCAUCUUGGAUUCCCAGACCCAGAUGGGUGCAGCCAAUGACCCAGGGGAUGACAUCACUGAGCAGGCCAGGGACAGAGGUGACAUAGUGGAGGUCAGUGGAUGGGACAGCAUCUUCAACUCUGGGCUGGAGAACAACACUGUUAACCACAACCAGAAACAGACUGUCGAACACAAAACAACAACCGAACUUAGUCUCCGUGACAACAGACUGGCUGAGACCAGGGCGAGGCGUAGAUUUAGUCUGCGAGGACGGGUAGGUGUCGGUAUGCGGCUGGAGAAAACAGACACCGACUCGGCUAGAGAUGCUCCGUCCUGCUCCUAUAGUUGUGAUUCAGAGAGACUGAUGGCGCCUCAGGUUAACCCCCUAACAGGUGCUGCCUUCAUCCUGCCUUCUAUAGGAUCUGUCAACUGGAACAUGGACCCUGCGACAACACAGACACUCCCUGGCCUUCAUCCUCCUCACACUCUCCUAAUGUUAAACCAGACCUCAGACAAUGUCAGUGCCUCAACAUUAAAUGGCUACACAAGCCCAUUGACGAAUGACAGUAGUAGAGACGGAAUCAGUAAAGGUGGCAGUGCCAAAGAGAAACGCUUUCCGUGUUCAUUCUGUGGGAAAGCCUUCCGUUUGCCCAAACAGGUGGAGAUCCAUCAGAGGAUGCACACAGGGGAGAAACCAUUCGGCUGCCACCUGUGCCGGGCCAGUUUUUCAGACUCGUCCAACCUGAAGAGGCACCAGAGGGUCCACACAGGGGAGAAACCCUACAGCUGCCCCCAGUGUGAGAAGAGGUUCUCCCGCCAGCACCAUAUGAAGAUGCACCUGAAAGUCCACACGGGAGAGAGGCCAUUCGCCUGUACACACUGCGGGAAGAGGUUCUCAGAGAGGAGUUACCUCAGGAUACACCAACAGAAAAUGUGUAGUGACAUGUAAUAUAGUACUAGUUAGUACUAAUUCUGUUGGUUUUGGAUGUAGUAGGGAACUGGAUGAGGUGAACUGAAGAAAUAAUGAAUAUGAUGAGACAGAGAAGAUCAGGGGUCAGCAUCAGGAUUUGGGGGAUUUUUGUUUUUGGUCAAAAAAAGACUAAAAUCACCAGGAAUUCAGAUGAAAAUAUUCCCACAAAUAAAUAAAAAGUGUCUCAAUGUAAUCAAGGUAUGACAUUCUCUUUCUUUUCAAAUACAGUUUCUUUGCGCUUAGUUUUGGUCAAUUUGCAGUGUAGAAAUUAUAAUUAUUUUCCAUCCCCUGACAAAAAUCAGCCCACGGCUGAAUCUAGUUGCCUACCCCUGUAGUAGAUAAUAUGAUGAUGGUUGGUGUAUGCAAAUAUGCUUCACUGAUGAAAGGGACAACCGUGUCCUGUUUUUCUUUAGUACUUUUACCUCAUUUUCUCCCCAAUUGGUAGUUACAGUCUUGUCCCUUCGCUGCAACUCCCCUACGGACUCGGGAGAGGUGAAG
Messenger RNA from Coregonus clupeaformis (lake whitefish), 1632 nucleotides. RefSeq names its product zinc finger protein 768-like. The record is from RefSeq and is a predicted model, not a curated record. The transcript is spliced from 3 exons. Lineage: Eukaryota; Metazoa; Chordata; Actinopteri; Salmoniformes; Salmonidae. Bases 46 to 1113 code for a protein of 355 amino acids. Gene Ontology annotation, cellular component: nucleus.